AUGAAUAAUCAGAGUGGCCAGCUCGAUAACAUAGCUCAAGUACCUGAAGAUGACUUGACAGAUGUGUCCUUCAUCAAUCCAAACUUUCUCAAAUAUUAUGGUCAGCUAACUCACGACAAUGUGCUGGCCUACUUUGCCGAAUCGCAAUUCUAUUCACGCGACUCCAUCAACGAAAAUAUUGUCAUGCAAACUCGAUACAAUCCGCUCGAGGCUUCCCAGCUGAAUGUCAAGGCUCUCACUGGAACUGUAUACGAUAUACUCGAUCACGUCGCUGAUGUCGGCUUGUGGGUCAUUGGCAAGUGGAAUCGAGUUAAUGAAACUACAGAUGAUUUGGUAGCUGUCUAUUAUAUCGUCGACAAUACAAUCUACCAAGCUCCUGACAUACACACGUUGAUUGCCAACAGAGUGUCAUCAAGUCUACAAGCACUCUCUGAAUGCUUCUCGUCAAUACUACCUGAAUCGGCGUUCAUACCUUCUCGAGGUCACAUGUGGAACUCUGAUGUAGAAAUUCUUGAAAAACUCGGAAAAGCAAACACCACCAGCAACAACAAGCCAUCACUCGAGGAAGAAGCAGGAGCUAUAGAGAGUCUGGCUACAGAGGACGAAGAUGAUGAUCCAACCGUUGCCGCUAUCCAUAAUCCACAUCUUAUGCAUGACGAAUUGGUUGCUUCGCAGCAUCUUCUAGACUCGAUAGUGUUGCAUGGUGGUUUACUGGAAACAAGCAGUGUUGUUGGAGCAAGAGGAACUAGUAGGUUGGCAAGUCUGGCACCCUCUGCAAGGAGAAACACACCUCCAGUCAGAUCGAGUAAUGUAUCGUCGCCUGCACCUAGCAUGGCUAGUGCCAGCAGCACUGACAGGAAACGAAAAUUCACAUGA
Molecule: messenger RNA, 876 nt
Organism: Synchytrium microbalum
Lineage: Eukaryota; Fungi; Chytridiomycota; Chytridiomycetes; Synchytriales; Synchytriaceae
Exons: 4
Coding region: 1-876 (291 amino acids)
Biological process (GO): regulation of transcription by RNA polymerase II
Cellular component (GO): core mediator complex; mediator complex
Molecular function (GO): transcription coactivator activity
Source: RefSeq, a predicted model, not a curated record